GGUGUGGUAUCAGUUCCAGUAGAGGUCUUCCGAUGAGCUGUACGUGAGUGAUAAAGUAAUAAGAAUUAGUUACAAGAGUUACAGAAGUUCCUUUUUUGUAAAGUUGCUAAAAUUGCAUUUCGAAGAGAAUCAAGGAAUCCAGAAGUUCUGAUAGUUAGAAGUGAAACAUUGAAAAUUUAACUUCUCUCAAUUACAUAAGCUUCACGCGCCUGUGUCACGUUCUCUCUACGAGCAAGGGAUUCCUUCUACGUCACGUAGUUGGACUUCCAUUCCGUGCAUACAAACAGUUAUAGAAAACAAAAGUGAUGCAACUAACAUAGUUAUGCUCGAGCAUGCGCACUAAACCAUAAACAUCAGGGAGCCUUGCAACAUAUCGGUGUGUUGGUCUAAUCUAUGUGUAUAAAGAUGUGUGUAUAAAGAACAGAAUACAGGUAGUGUUGAUACCGUCACAUUUCUAAACAAAGUGCAACAUAUGACUGUACCAUUUUACGACGAAGUUUGGUGGUUUCUGUCCAGCAGUGACGCAGAAUAAAUACGAGAAGGAUUUCGUGUGUGGAACUCUCCCGCAUCUUGAACGAUGCUCAAUGGACAGAAGUGGCAGAAGGUCAAAUGUUAUGUUUUGUAUAAUAACUCUCGAAGAAGCUGAUAGUAAAAAGUAAUACCUCAAGAUUAAUCUUUUUGUGCCUUGCUUGUUAUACUACGUCAGUGUACUUCUGAUGAGAAGUAUAGGGCAAAUCUGUUCAGUUCGGAGUGUAACAGCAAACGAUUUGGACGGUCGAGUAGUGGUCGCGGAUUGAUAAUCAAACGUUUAAAGGUGAAAUGGGAAUAUAAAAGUCGGAAGUUGUGGCUCACGCCAAAGUUUGAAAUAUCCACUUAUAAAUUGUGAGCUUCGAAAAUAGCGGUUCCGGCAUACAACAAUCGAAGCAAUAUGCCUGAAACAAUGCAAUAUGAAAUACUGGAAAUUAUUCCAAAAAAGGAAAUCUUCAAAGUGUAUCUUAGGUGUAUCGUUGCAAAUCUCAUCCUUCUCAUAAAAUGGCUGUUCGAAAGUGUGAAGUGCCGCGUGAACAAAACGACUAUUAUACGGAGAGCAGUUGAACAGGUCGAGUUCCCUAACAAACAGCCAAACUUUAUGACGGAAAUGAAUUUGGGACGACACUCAUACGUGAAGCUGGAGAACAUAAAACUACAUUAUGUGGAGGCAGGGAAUCGUAGUAACCAAAUAGUACUUCUUCUACAUGGAUUUCCCGAUUGUUGGUUAGGAUGGCGUUAUCAGAUCUCGGAAUUAUCGCAGUAUUUUCACGUUAUUGCACUAGACCUUAAGGGGUUUAACGAUUCCGACAAGCCGCUCUGGCGCUACGAGUACACUCCAAAAAGAGUAUGCGAAGAUCUUCGAAAAUUCCUGAUUGCUCUCAGUGCGAAGAGUGUAACAAUAAUUGGGCACGACCUGGGAGCCAUUAUUGGUUGGAUCUUUGCCCACACAAACCCACAUAUGGUCGAUAAAUUUGUAAGUGUGUCGACACCUCAUCCGAAUCUGUUAUGGGACAACUUACCGAAACAAUCUCCGUUCAACCGAAGAUGGCUAGAGUUUGUGCAACUGCCAUACCUACCGGAAGUGGAGAUGAGACACCAAGCGGAACGCACUUUGAAGAAAUGUUAUCCGAACGUUCUGAAGGAGAAAAUGUAUAUGACUGGAACCAACGGAUCUGUGAUAAACAAUCUUAUGGAGGCAUACAAAUACAUAUUCAGCCAAACUGAUGAUUGGAGAGGGCCGCUUAACUAUUAUCGCAAUUUUCUCUUCUUUCGCGUGAAAUCAGGCGAAACGCUGCAAUGUCCCUGUUUGAUCAUAACCGGAAGUGAUAAUAGGUUUUAUAAGCUUGAAUCGGUCGUUAAGAGUUCUGAUUUCUGUGAAAAUUUCAUCAUUAAAAUUAUCGAACAAUCCGGCCAUGCUCCACAUCAAGAGAUGUCUACCGAAUUCAACAGUACCCUGUUGAAAUUUUUGAUAGGUAAACGAAUGCUCGUACAACCGAGUGAAGGUACCACUCCAACUGCACCACGAGGGUUGGUGGGGAGAGUAUUCGGUGGUUUUGGGGCUAUUGCCAACAACACGGUCAACAUAGGCAACACCAUUAAAGAUGGCUACAAGUUGGCCAAUGCUCUCAAUAAUGUGCCUAACUUCAUGAUAAAGAGUUAACGUCGAAAUAGCAGUGCGUUUUAUAUGUCCUUUACCAGAGUGGAUAGUUUAUGGUGUAUAUUUGGUCGGCCAUUGAUAAUUGAUACAUUUUGCAUUCGAGAAGAGUUCGUAUGAGAGAGAUCCUUUUUUUUAUCUUGUGUGGUAUAUGAUUGCAUUUGCAAACGAUAAUAAAAGUAUGUACUGACAA
Molecule: messenger RNA, 2378 nt
Organism: Toxorhynchites rutilus septentrionalis
Lineage: Eukaryota; Metazoa; Arthropoda; Insecta; Diptera; Culicidae
Product: epoxide hydrolase 4-like
Exons: 5
Coding region: 929-2191 (420 amino acids)
Molecular function (GO): hydrolase activity
Source: RefSeq, a predicted model, not a curated record